Megalops cyprinoides (Indo-Pacific tarpon) is the source of this 5375-nucleotide messenger RNA. RefSeq names its product myogenesis regulating glycosidase (putative) (gene myorg). The record is from RefSeq and is a predicted model, not a curated record. The transcript is spliced from 3 exons. Gene Ontology annotation, molecular function: hydrolase activity, hydrolyzing O-glycosyl compounds. Bases 277 to 2334 code for a protein of 685 amino acids. Gene Ontology annotation, biological process: skeletal muscle fiber development; carbohydrate metabolic process. NCBI's taxonomy places the organism in Eukaryota, Metazoa, Chordata, Actinopteri, Elopiformes, Megalopidae.
GUUCAGUGUGACAGGCUUACUUGAAGUCGUGGUGUUAUGUUGGGUUUGCAGAAGGAUGGAGAUGAGGCAGCUGAACCAGGCUUAAAAAAGAAAACCUCCUCUCCACACGCCCACAAUUGAUUUCUUUGGCUGUCUCUGAACUGAUGGGCAAAGAAAAUCAUAGCAUCACAGCUGCAAGUUACAGUUGUACCGCCUAAUGCAUUUGGCAGUGCAUUCUUUCCUUUACGUGCUAGAUUUUUAAGUGCUGGUGUAAACGUCAGAUCGUCUGCUAUUACCAUGUACCAAGUGGUACCAGGGGGUGCCGCAGGCACCAUUACCAAUGCUGUACCAAUAAAGCAGAAGAUGGCCAAAGAUGCGCGCCCCCUUGUGGGGGCUGGUGUCCUGGGUUUGGUGCUGGUCAUCGCUGCAGUGGCCGCUUGGUGCUACUAUAUCUCCUCCUUGCACAAGGCUGACCUGCUCAAAACGGAGUUGCUGGACCUAAAUAAGGACGGAUUCCUAAUUCGCAACCAGGCUGGGGCCAUUGUCUUCCGCAUGGCAUUUAGGUCAGGAACUCUUGACUUGGACUCAUGCUCGAAGGAGGGAGAGAUUCUAAGCUGUGGCCGGUCGGUAGCAGGGAAACUCAACUUUUUCAUCCAGACAGUGAGGCCAAAGGACACGGUCAUGUGCUACCGCGUGCGCUGGGAGGAGCUGGAGUCCGACCGGCCAGUGGAGCACGCCAUGUCUUACAACGGAUCGCACUGGUACGGCGGGGCAGAGAGCAGCAUCCAGCACUGGCCCAUCGUUAUCACUGGCCAGCAGGCGCCGAAGCCCUUUGUGACGAGCGACAUAUACUCCAACCGCCAUGAUUUCGGAGGCAUUUUGGAACGUUACUGGCUGUCUUCUAAUGCCACGGCCAUCAAGAUCAAUGACUCGGUCCCCUUCCACCUGGGCUGGAAUGACACAGAGAAGGUCAUGUACUUCCAGGCCAGGUACCAAGACAGCCCAUAUAAGCCACACCCUGGGCAGCUACCCUAUUCGGAGCUCAGCUACCGUGUGUGUGUGGGCUCCGAUGUUACCUCCAUCCACAAGUACAUGGUGCGACGAUACUUCAACAAGCCCAACAAGGUGCCCUCCAAGGCUAUGUUCCAGCACCCUAUUUGGUCUACCUGGGCGCUGCACAAGACCGAGAUCGACCAGGAGAAGCUGCUCCAGUAUGCAGCCAACAUCCGGAAGCACCGGUUCAACUGCAGCCACCUGGAACUGGACGACCGCUACACCAGCAGCUACGGCGAGUUCGAGUUCGAUCCCGUCAAGUUCCCCAACGCCACGGGCAUGUUCCAGAAGCUGAAGGCGGACGGUUUCCUUGUGACCCUCUGGACUCACCCCUUCAUCAACUACGACUCGGUUAACUUCGGCAUAGGUGUGGAGAAGGGGCUGUUUGUGCGGGAGCCCAUGGGCAUGCUGCCCGCCCUGGUGCGCUGGUGGAACGGCAUCGGCUCCAUCCUGGACUUCACCAACACAGAUGCGCGCGACUGGUUCUCCUCCCACCUGCGUGCCCUCCGGUCCAAGUACGGCGUUGUCUCCUUCAAGUUUGACGCCGGAGAGACUAACUACCUGCCCUGGCAGUUCAGCACCCGCGUCCCCCUGCGGGACCCCAGCACCUUCACCCGCCGCUAUACCGAGAUGGCCAUCCCCUUCAACGAGCGUGCUGAGCUGCGCGUGGGCUACCAGUCGCAGAACAUCUCCUGCUUUUUCCGUCUCAUCGACCGCGACUCGGUCUGGGGCUACGAGCUGGGCCUCAAGUCCCUCAUCCCCACCGUGCUCACCAUCAGCAUCCUGGGAUACCAGUUCAUCAUGCCAGACAUGAUCGGCGGCAACGUCUACCCUAACCGGACCCACGGCUCCCAACGGCUGCCCGACCGCGAGCUGUACAUACGCUGGCUGGAGCUGUCGGCCUUCAUGCCCGCCAUGCAGUUCUCCAUCCCGCCCUGGGAGUACGACGCCGAGGUCAUCCAGAUCGCCCAGCGCUUCACCGCCUUGCACGAGACGCUGGUCGCCCCUCGGGUUCUGGAGCUGGCGGGGGAGGUGCUGGGUACCGGUGACCCCAUCAUCCGGCCAUUGUGGUGGAUCGCUACGGGAGAUGAGACGGCCUACAAGAUCGACUCCCAGUUCCUGAUCGGGGAUGACCUCAUGGUGGCACCUGUCCUGGAGCCUGGCAAACAGGAGAGGGACAUAUACCUCCCGGCUGGUCGCUGGCGUAGCUACAAGGGUGAAGUCUUUGACAACAAAGGUCCAUUGCACCUCACUGACUACCCCGUGGACCUGGAUGAGAUUGCUUACUUUGUCUGGAUGUAGUAAGCAAGCAACUUGAAGCCUGAACAUUUGGUUGAGUGGGAAUGUUAGGGGGACAUUGGAGUACAGGACCGUGCUCACAGUAUUUCCUCAAACCUGUCCACACGCAGGUUUGUUGCGGAUUCCUAUGCACAUUUGCUCUACUGUCCACACCUUGUGGAAGUUUGGAUCAGGUCCGAAAUCAACAACACAGGUCUACUGCAAAAGAGGACUCAGCUAUUGUUCAAGCGGUUGCAUGCUUUGUUAACCUUUGCCAGCGCCCUUCCAGGAAUGCCAGCUGGGCUGCAGUGAGAUGUGGAGCUGUAUUAUGUCAUGCCCAUGAUCACCAAACGUCCUCUGCACUGCGGUUGUUGCUAAGCUUUCAGUAGUGUCCAAACAUACCUUUUAAGUACAACAACAGGCAAGACUCUUGCUCGUGCUUGAACAUGUGCCUUGAAAUUACAGCUUUGUGUUGACAUUUGGCGCUUAUCAGGGUGAAAUAAUGCUUCAUUGACAAUGAUUUGCUUAUUGUGUGCAGGUCUCAGCAAAAACAUUGUGCCUCGAUCAUUAUAUGUAUUUUGAGAUAAGAAAAAUUCUCAGAGCCAGCUCAGAGCUAGUUUUUGGUGAUUGUGACAACUGAAUGCAGGGAUCUGGCAUUGGAAUGAGUGGUGGAUUAAUCAUCGAAUGAUGCAUUCAAUCUCAAACGCAGUCCUAAAGCUCAGAUCCAAGCCUAACAGGUCCCCUCUCUGUGGGCAGCUGCAACUUGAGUGCCAACAACCACAGUUGAGUUCUGGGGGAAAAAAAGGGAUAGCAUGAACAUAGCAUAAUUUUAUUGUAAUGAAAAUGUAAAUUGCAGAGAAUGCAAAUUCUAAAAAUGUAUGUAUAUUUGAUGUUAUGUACUUUAUUUCUUGAGCAGUUUAGAUCCAUUUCUGAGGGAGGAAUUGUGUAGCCAGUGGGUUGCCUGCCAUUUCAACUGUUAUUUUAUUACUCUUCAAUAUAUUGUGUUUGUCUCUGAAACUAAAAUCAAUAUAUUAAGUCACAACCAAUGUUCAGCAAAAAGUUAUAGAGUUAAGUUCACAUAUACAGUAGGUAACAGUGAAGCUGGUGAUUAAGGAAUGAUGACUGUGGGCUGGAAACCUAAUUACUUUUUUCUGCCUUUUAACCUUUAACUGCCAAAGCCAUCAGUUUCCGUCCAUGGCAUCACUUCUGUCAGGCCAGUGAAUUGCGCCCGAUUUCCAUUCAAGUAGAGUACAGUGAAUUGUGUGUAUUGUCUUCUUCUAAAGGCAUUGAAGGACAAGUUUGAAAAAAAAAAUAGACUUGAUACUGUUACAGCAGAGGCUAGAAUAACAUGACAAUUCAAAACUAGAAUCUCAUAGAUUCAUAGGAAUCAUAGACUCAUAGUGAAGAGUAAAGGAAAACUACAGUUAAAUAUUAGGUUUGAUAUACACACUUGAGCAUUCCAGAACAAUUUUUCAUAAGCUUAGAACCAAAACCAGUAUAAGAAAAUAAUGACAUACUGAGAUCAUCUAUAUACACUGACAAUUACAUAAUACAAAGUAUAGUGAGUGAAUCAAUGUGCUAUUUUGUGGUGGUGACUUCAUUUUGAAAUUAAGAAAAAACCAAAGUUUGAUCUUGAAACACCAUUAAAAGCAUGUAUGAAUGUCAUCCAGUUACAUUUUCGUUAUGGUCUAGCUUAUAGUUUUUCCACAUAAUGUUCGAACAGUGGAAUUGCACCCUUGCACAAACUGCACUGUUGAUACAACCACUCCUAUCGGCAACUGGAAAGAUGAACUAUAGAUUGUAAUUAUAGAUUAACACAAGUAACAAAGGGGUAGCUGUUAAACCUAGUUAGUGAAUGACCCAGUGGACAUCUGAAGGAACAAAAAUGCAUGAUUAUGUAGAUCUGUAUGGUAUACUACUCAAUAUUAUCACAGUAUGCCGUGCAGAUUAGUCAGCAUAAAACUGUUGAGUUGUUAAAGGUGAACCAGCUAAUCCACAGGUUAAACAACAAAUGGCAAAGAAAAGCAUCAAGUAAAACUGAAGAUACUUCUCUUCCCAUACCUAAUGAAAAUACUGGCUGUUUCAUCUGCAGUGAGUUUAAUUGGCUGCUUUUAGUCUUUUAAAAAUAUUACUGGUCUGAGCUGGGUCGAUAUCACCGAUAAUGGUGCUACCCUGUGAAAUUUUCAAUUUACUGUGCAAGUCAAUUUUGAACUGGAGAUAUUGAGCCGCAUCUGCAUAUUUUUAAAUGCGUCCUGCAGGAGAUUAGAAGAAAACCAUCCUUGUUUGUAUCAUUGGGUAUUACGGUAAAGUUAUCAGAGAUAAUGUAUCGAUCUGUUUCUCUGGCCCGGUGUUUUCAUGGUCCUUCCUCAGGCUUCUUUCCUCUGUCUGAUUGGUGUAUAACAGUGCCUGCCCUCUGCCGAAUCCACUCCCUGACUCCGCUGCGCAUUGCCUGAACCGGUCCCCGCCAGCUGCGGUGCGUUCUGCCGCUGUGAUUGACCGUGACAUUUCAUCAGCAUUAAUGCUCUCCCAUGGCCGUGUCGCCAGCAUCACUAAUUCGUAACCGCGAGGGUUAUUUUUAGCACCUCGGGCAGGAGGUGGGUUGGCCAACCACUCUUUUUUAUCACGUUUUCUCAGAGCGGCUAGUAGUCUUUCGGGCCACGGCUGAACUUUGGAAGUUCUGUCGGACGCAUGUGUUUGUACAGCGGACCUUGGGGCAAAAUUUGAGGAGUACAAAAAUGAGCAGAAAUGCAUUCGCACUGGUAAUCAGCUCGUCAACUUUGGAUCCUGAACUCUCAAACCAAAAACAUCCUGGCUCAAACACAGGCCGGUCUGCUUUCCAAAGCUGUGCUCCACAGCGAUACUUGUAAUCAGCCAAAUAAGACUAUAGCAGAGGGAAAAAGCAUAAAAACGAAUAUUUAAAAAAGGGUGUGGUAACAUAGCACUAGCUAAAUUACCACAAUGCUUUAGUUGUGAAAGCAAGUAAUGGAUAUUGAAUAAACCGUAUAGUGCUCCUUAAUGUGAUUAAUUUAUUCUUAAAAAAGAUCAGUUUCAGUGUGACACCCCCC